This is a messenger RNA of Vigna unguiculata (cowpea), 891 nucleotides long. RefSeq names its product nascent polypeptide-associated complex subunit beta-like. The record is from RefSeq and is a predicted model, not a curated record. Lineage: Eukaryota; Viridiplantae; Streptophyta; Magnoliopsida; Fabales; Fabaceae.
CGUGUGUGGGUUGAGGAGGAGGGGUUGUUGAUGGGAUUAAAAAGAAAAAUUCCAAUGAAGUGACUUAGGGUUUUUGCAGAGUCUCUUACAUAUAAAAGGAAGUCCUUAUCUGGUAGUAUCGGUUAGCUCUUACACCUCACAAUCUGUUCCAAACCCACGUAAGCUUCAAGGGAGAUGGAUGUGGAAAGGUUGAAGAAGAUGGCCAGUUCUGUUCGAACUGGUGGAAAGGGUACCAUGAGAAGGAAGAAGAAGGCUGUCCACAAGACUACUACCACAGAUGACAAGAGGCUUCAAAGCACCCUGAAGAGAAUAGGGGUGAAUGCUAUCCCUGCAAUUGAGGAAGUAAACAUCUUUAAGGAUGAUGUAGUUAUCCAGUUUUUAAACCCUAAAGUACAAGCAUCUAUUGCUGCCAAUACUUGGGUUGUUAGUGGUUCUCCUCAGACAAAGAAGUUGCAGGAUAUUCUCCCUAACAUCAUCCACCAAUUAGGGCCAGAUAACUUGGAAAACCUGAAGAAACUAGCUGAACAAUUUCAGAAGCAGGCACCUGAAGCAGGAGCUGGUGCAACCACAGCACAGGAGGAUGAUGAUGAUGACGCUGUCCCGGAUCUUGUUCCAGGAGAGACUUUUGAGGCAGUUGCUGAGGAGACUAAGUCUUAGAAUUCUUUUUCUGUGUCGUCCUUUAUAUAUUUUGGAUGUUUUUUAAGCUUUUUGCUUUCAUUUUUGUCCUUUUAAAAUUGAAAGUUUUUCAGGUGUUGUUUAUACUUUAAAUUCUUAAAACACUCUUAAUUAAUGGCCCCAUCAUCUAACUGCAAAGUGUUACUAUCUGACUGCACCUGAGUUUGUGUAUUGUAUGUUCAUUUUUCGAGGAAAAAAAUCAAUUUUGUUAAUUUA